GAUCUUAGUAGCAACCAUCAUUUCACUGUGGCGGUGGCGGUGGAGAUGUAUUGAUGACAGGAAUUUAGAUAAUAUGUACCCCCCCCCCACCAAACACACCGCGCCUACGAGUGAGGAUCUCUAUUUUUCUUUCUCAGCGAGAAUAGACAGCCAAAUUGGUCAAUACUUAACAAUGGAGAGAAAAGUACCUAAUGGAGAGAAAAAGGAAAAAAAGUAAAGGAAAUGGCUGGUUGAUAUAAAUUUUGUUGUUUACUAAUUUAGAGUUAGUACUAAACUACAUGCCUAUAUUUAAGUCUAGAUAACCUAGAUCUAUUCAGUUGUUAGACUGUGACCUAAUCGGACAUGAGAACCUGGAUGGAAAUGUGCCUCUAUGUAUAACUGAAGUAUUAUUACUACUAAUAAAGAAGGAAGCAUAGCCCCAGGAAUGGCUUAACUGCUUAAGCUAGAGGUAUAGUGGAUUGGUGCUCUAACACUCACGGGAGUCUGAUGCCCUUGAACUUCAAUUUGAUUGAAAUCCUAGAGGUUAUAUUAAAAACUUGUGUUUACAACCCUAUCUUCUGAAAAUGAAACUGUAACAGGCCUCAUGCAUAACCCCCAACCUUUGACCCCUUUUGCACUGUUGUUUCCAACCUUUUCUCUUUCUUCUAAACCCUCAAGAUUCCAUCUUUAGAUGCAUUUGGUCCUUAAGGGUUUCAUUUGAAACCACCGUUAAACUGAUGUGAAAAUGCAAAUUUUGCGUAGGGUUUUAGAUAAACAAAAAUUUACUGGGAAAAAAAGGAAUCUUCUUUGCCAACCCUUCAGCCUCCCAAUUCCCCUGCAGCAAACUUCUUGCAUCCCCAAACAUCCACCCAUCCGUUCCCCCAACCUUCAGCCCCGAUUCCCACGGCCCUCACAUUCGGCAACACUCCAUUAUUGGAAUAUGGGACAUGAGGUUCUGGUUCUUUACUAAUGAGCGGGCUUUUCCAUAUAUUGGAAUAUUUUGUGGAAGAAAGGAUACAAAACCAUUUGAAAGUCCCAUGAUCAUUAUGGGAAUUAAGUGAACUAAUUGCAGGGCCAUCUUGAAUGGCUUCAAGUUGAUUGCCCUGGACAUGGUGAUUUCAGGGGAGAUGGGAUUCUGGUUAGGAGGUGUAGAGAAGCUUGGUGUUGCAGGGGGAUGCCUGGUGGUAUGCAUUGCAGUGGAAGUGGGAUGAGGGUGAAGUCUUGAAGAAGUAGAUGAUGUUUUUCAUUUCCCUUUGCUACUUUUACAGAGUCUAUUUAUUAAGCUUGAGGCCUAAUUUGUCUAUUAAUGCCAGCUAUGGAACCUGUCGCUAUGGACUAAAUGUGCCUAAAAUUGGAAGUUUGGGGGCUUAAGAAAAAGAUUGGGGACGUGGGGUCAAAGAUUGGGGGCCAUGUAUGCAAUUUCGCAAUUUGAGAAACAAAAAGAUCAACUUUGAACAACGGUUACCGUAAUAAAAUCUUGAGAAAGUAUUAAAUUUGACCACUAGAAGAAAUAACAUCCAGUAUUUGGCCUUUUUUAGUAAUGUUAAAAUAAUAAAUGUUACCCAAGGUCUAGAAUAUUUUAGUUGGGCUCCAUUUGUAAUUAAAGAGAUUAAUUUUUGAAUACCUCGACAUUAUAUUAUCAAUUUUAUCCAUUACCACUGGUGAUUUUGAUUUCAUGGUUACUUUUACUUUGAUGGUUAAACCUCGUACCUCUAGUUUUGUUCUCACACCAAUAGAAUUUUCAAAAUUAGUUGGUCCUCACAGAUUGCCUGAUUGGACUGUGUUUUGAUGCAUUUGUAGUAAAUUGCACAUCUUCUACUUGACAUUUUCUUCAACUACUACAAAAUAAUUUCGCAUAUGCAGGUUGAAAGCAAUGCACGAUUGGUGACAUGGGAAGAUGGAAGCUUACAAUUGUUAAUUGGAGAACAAGCGUUUAUGGUUUCUGAGCUAGACACAAGGGAAAAUCAGGCGCACCUUUUCCAGAGACAUAAAAAUGGAAUUCUCCAAUCACAAGGGAGAAUCUCAAAAAAACUGCAGUUUCUGCCAGCAUCUGAUUCUCAAUUCUCAGCUAUUCUUGAUGCAACAAGAAAUAAAAAUGUCAAAGUCAAAAGUUGCACUGCUGAUGUCAUCUCUCAAUGGGAGUUGGAAAACAAAAAGAAGAUGGAGAAGCAGACAUAUCGACCUAAUAAACGACUUGGUCAGAUGGGCAAAGGGAUUCACAAAUGUGGACAAAUUGUCAGCCAGGAACAUCGAGUGCCACCAGGUUUGCUGAAGGAUCUAAUGGAUUAUGAACAAGAUUUUCGUGAACAACAGUCUGCUGCACAACACUUAAAUGAGAACAGAGAAAAUGAAGCUGGAGCGUCGGUCUUCACAUUUAAUGGAAAAAAGGCAAGUCAUUUAUGUCACACCCCCCAUCCCAACGGGGGCACUUUCCAGAUUCUGUAUGUUAGAAUAUGCCCUUCUCGUUUCAUUGGAACAUCUACUGAAUUCUCAUCUCAGGGACCAAAAAGUCCUCUGAAAUUAUCAUUUCCAGAUGCCAAAUCAUCUCAAGGUCCGGAAGACUUGCUUGGAAGUCGGAAAAUGGUGGAUAAGUAAGAGGAAAAACUAUGGUUGUUCGUCAUCACAUGGAAGGUUUAAGGAGACAAAGCAGAAAUGAGGAAGAGACUUAUGAAGAUUCAGAAGUGGAGGCUGAGUUAAGCAACAUUUUUUCUAAAUAGAUAUUCGUUUCCAACUUAUAAUGCAUGUAAAAUGAUAAAGAAAUGUUCUAGAAAGUUCUUCUCUACAUUUCCUUUCGGUCUCUUACAAACUAUUGAUUAUCUUGUUGUCACUGAGUUUUUCUGAACAAAGUCCUAAAACA
Molecule: messenger RNA, 2836 nt
Organism: Olea europaea var. sylvestris
Lineage: Eukaryota; Viridiplantae; Streptophyta; Magnoliopsida; Lamiales; Oleaceae
Product: protein LEO1 homolog
Exons: 4
Coding region: 1837-2574 (245 amino acids)
Biological process (GO): positive regulation of transcription elongation by RNA polymerase II; transcription elongation by RNA polymerase II
Cellular component (GO): nucleus; Cdc73/Paf1 complex
Molecular function (GO): RNA polymerase II C-terminal domain phosphoserine binding
Source: RefSeq, a predicted model, not a curated record